Molecule: messenger RNA, 1278 nt
Organism: Talaromyces amestolkiae
Lineage: Eukaryota; Fungi; Ascomycota; Eurotiomycetes; Eurotiales; Trichocomaceae
Exons: 4
Coding region: 1-1278 (425 amino acids)
Source: RefSeq, a predicted model, not a curated record
AUGAUGGAUUUUCGUUACUCAGAACAUGUUGAUCCAAAGACGUACGAGACUCAUGGUCUCUGCGAUGGCAUUGAGCUACGCAUACAUAAAGAUCCUCAUGGGGAGAUCAAGGGUGCUUUGCGAUGCCAACGGGACUGGGCAAAACUGGUGGCACCGGUGAAUCAACCGUUCUGGGGCACACUGGGCGAUCCUUACAGCUUUGUUCGAGUGACUAUUCCAGAGACGCUCCCCGAAAGACUUGAGAUUUUAUCAUAUGCCAACGAAUUUGCGUUCAUAUAUGACGACGCAAUCACCGAGGACAUUGACCAGAAACUGGAAUCGAUUAAUCGCCGUGAGAUUCUCGAUGAGUUUGGAUCGAGUAGCUUUACGCUGCAACAGCAAAAGGACAUAGCUGAUCGCCACCAACAAGAUGUUGCACUUCGGCGAGAGGGUGUCAAGCAAAUUCAAGGGCAGAUUUUCGAAGAAAUGAUUGCUAUCGACAAGGAACGAGCGAUCACUACAAUGAAAAAUUGGCAGAAAUUCGUCCAAGUCCAGAGUAGCCGGAAGCGUUCAGAGCCGUUUUCCGGACUAGAUGAAUAUUUACCAUAUCGAAUAAGCGAUGCAGGAGAGCUAUUUUGGUUUGGUUUGAUCACAUUUGGGAUGGGUCUGACAAUUCCGGAGCAUGAGAUGAGUCUUUGCAAGAAGCUAGAUCGACCUGCCUGGGAAGCUCUAGCACUGACCAACGAUCUCUACUCGUGGGAAAAGGAGAGGGACGAUGCGGCUAAGGCCGGAGAAACGCUCGUCGUCAAUGCAAUCUGGGUUUUGAUGCAAGAAUACUCAAUCUCGGAACCCGAAGCUAAGGAUCUCUGUCGACAAAAAAUUAAAGAGUCUGUCUCCCGCGCUGUCAAAAUUGCCGAAGAAACCAAGGCACGAACCGAUCUGUCACUAGACUUGAGGCAAUACACCGAUGCUAUCACGUAUAGUGUCAGUGGAAACCUUGUCUGGAGUAUAUACUGUCCACGCUAUCAUCCAGCAGAAGUGGAGCGAAACGAAAUCUUCCUCUCAAAUUAUAUUCGCGAUGAGAGCCUAGGCCAGGAAAAUAAUCUCACACAGCAGCCACUGCCGACUCAGUCAGGUCAUGAUCAUAAACCACAGACUGACAAACACGCGAAGCUUGAGAGCUACAGCCAUAACAGCAACAAGUAUCCAUCGACUGACUCAAGCAGCCCCUCUUCAUUCCACGUGCGGCAGAACUCAGAUUUGUUGAACGUCGCAGUUGGCGGCGAACAGCUGCGUUAG